CCCCGCUUGCCCUCGGAGCCGCUAAGCGGCUGCCUUCUUCUCCGCCCACCGAGAUGGCGCUUGACCCCGCAGACCAGCAUCUCAGACAUGUCAAAACAGAUGUUUUGAUCCCUAAAAAAAUGAGAGAAAAGGCCAGAGAGAGGUGUUCCGAACAAAUUCAAGAUUUUACCAAAUGUUGCAAGGACUCUGGACUUCUUAUGGUAAUAAAAUGUCGGAAAGAAAACUCUGCAUUGAAAGAAUGCCUAACUGCUUACUAUACUGAUCCAGCCUUUUAUGAAGAAUGCAAAAUGGAAUACCUGAAGGAAAGGGAAGAAUUCAGAAGAACUGGAAUUCCUGCACAGAAAAGGCUGCAGAAGCUUCCCACAAGCAUGUAGGCUGAUAUUCAAAUGACAUUCAGGAAAUCUAAUAAUAUGCAUGGAAGUCAUUUUAUAGCAUUAAUCACCUUAAAUAAUGGACUGAAGAUAAGAAUGUGUUUAUCUUAAUUAUGGAAAUACUAAUUUUAUCUGAAAUAAAUAUUUUAUUUCAAAAAAA
Cebus imitator (Panamanian white-faced capuchin) is the source of this 531-nucleotide messenger RNA. RefSeq names its product COX assembly mitochondrial protein homolog. NCBI's taxonomy places the organism in Eukaryota, Metazoa, Chordata, Mammalia, Primates, Cebidae. Gene Ontology annotation, cellular component: mitochondrion. The transcript has a single exon. The record is from RefSeq and is a predicted model, not a curated record. The coding region runs from base 54 to 374 and encodes 106 amino acids.